AAUUAAAAACGAAAUAAAAAUAAGGUUCAUUUUGAAACUGUUUUUUGUCGGAUACUAACAUAAACAGGAGAAAUGUGGAGCAGUCUGGGAUUUGUGUGGUUGGCGCUCCAAAGUGGAUCAGUCCUUGCAGGCAUAAUGUUAAGCCCCGGGAGGCGUUCACCACCAGCUCAGCCUUUACAAACUACGACAACUGAAGAGCCAUUGUCACCCGCCCAAAUAGCGCUCAACAACCAAUGUCUUGGAAAGUGCAUCACAGAACUGUGCUACCUGUCUGACGACACAGACUGCCGUAAGUUCAUCAUGUGUGAGCGUGACGCCCAGAGCCGCUACAAGGCAAGCCUCCAGCCGUGUGCAUUCGGGACGUACUGGGGCGGGUAUGACCAACAAAGGCGCAUUACCUGUGACCGACCCUACAACGUCAACUGCAAUAUCGACUACUGUGCUGGGCGAGUUUCAGGCGAGAAGUUCAAGCACCCGGACGGGAAUUGCAAGACGUACUGGGAAUGUACAGGCAACGUCCCAAUGCCAUUCUGUUGUCCGGAUGGUUAUUACUUCGAUUCUACACUGAACAUGUGCCAAACAGAUGAAACAUUCACCUGCCAUGAUGCAUGUCCUCUCCGCGCAGACGCCGCCGCGUGCAUGCAGCUGGGUCAGGCUUCCGCGUUUCUAGAUGACGGUAACUGCCGAACGUACUGGGACUGUGAGCAGCAGAACCCCCAUCCCGUCUGCUGCACCGCGGGUAAAAGCUACGACAUCCGCACAGGCACCUGUAUCACCAACAUGAACUGCCGGGACGAGUGCCCACAGCAAUACCAGACAGACGUGUGUCGUACAGGCACCGGCAGACAGACGUAUGACAUCACGGACACUCAUUGCCGAACGUACAUGAAAUGCAGCAACAAUUCUUACGACGAGCGGUGGUGCUGUCCCUCUCAACACUUCUUUGAUCCACUUACCCAGAAUUGCCAGCCAAUUAACUACGGGGAGAAAAUGAAGUGUGAUGAUGUCUGUCCUCUCGGCUAUCGCGAGUUCUGUCCACUGACAAAAUCAGCGUCAAAUCCGUCCAGCUUUAUCCAGAGUGAUAUAAACGGUGUGGAGUGGGAAAUGAAGUGUGCACCGGGAACUACUUUUGACGAGAGCGCGUGUGCGUGUGGUGUCUUUGUCAAGAACGCUCCGGAUAACUCGUGUAACAUGGAACUGGACAUUCUGUUUGACGCCCCUAUCAUGGAGAGGCGAGGCUCUCAGAGAACCGUGCAGAUUAAGAAAAUGUCUGGGGGCGAAAUGCUGGAUGCACCGGCCUUGAACAAACGCAAACCAUUUGUCUUUGACGGCAAUCUUACGUUAAGAACUCCGUUUGGCCAACAGCAAUUCGACAAUGUCUAUAUCAGUAUUAUCUUCCGACCGGAAAACAACGCUGUCGGAGGACCCCAGGUGCUGUUGUCCAACUGUAUGAACCAGGCCCUUGGCGCAGCGACCCUUGAACUUAUCCUAGAAAAAGGGGACGUUGUGUUCCGGGUGGUCACUGACCACAGGGUGACCAAGGCCGGUAUAGCAGGUGUAGUGGACAUCCCAGCAACUCUGAGAAUACCAUUUGUAGUAGGUAUGUGGCAAGUUGUGACUGCGAUAUACGACGGUACGACACUCCACCUCGCUCUUGAAGGACAAGGCAGACCGACGUAUGCGUCCAUGCCGCUCACAGGUAAUAUUCCGGUAGCAGCAGAGGGUUUGCUAUUUGGUGGGUGUGUGGUCCAGGGCGGGGAACAACGGCGAGGGGAAGGGUUCAUCGGAUCCAUGGCAAAGCUACAGUUUUCCAAGUGUUUGCAGCAACAGUGGCUGGAUAACUUUUUCAUGGUCCUUGGGGUAGAGCCUCCAACCCCUCCUCCCACCAGCACUCCAGCUGCCGCCCCGUAAAACUUCUAAACGGGAACAACUGUUAUAUAUAAACGGAACAUAUAAUCGUCCAGGUUAUGAUAGUAAAGCACGGAUCAUACCAUACUAGUUACACAAAAUUAUUUACACGUUUUACGUUUUUACCUUACAUCUGGUUGUUUUGUCAUCAUAUUUUUACAGGAUUGUUGGUGUUUUGGUGGAGAAUUUUCAUCUUAGAGUUAUUUUGAAUUAUUCAGUGUAAAGUACAUGACAAAUAUUUUAUAUGCAGAAUUGCAUGGUCUUUUUAUACAUAAGUGACAUUUCCAUACAUUUGAGCAAAAUGUGUUUUAAAACAGUUUUACAGUUAUCUUUGGUAAUAGUUACAAGUAAUUUGUACGUAUUUGAAUAUACAAUUAGCCUUUGAUGUCGAAUUUUAAGCAUUAUAAUCUGUAUCAAAUAAAGGUGUGUAUAUA
This is a messenger RNA of Mya arenaria, 2342 nucleotides long. RefSeq lists its product as uncharacterized. The record is from RefSeq and is a predicted model, not a curated record. The transcript has 15 exons. NCBI's taxonomy places the organism in Eukaryota, Metazoa, Mollusca, Bivalvia, Myida, Myidae. Bases 73 to 1911 code for a protein of 612 amino acids. Gene Ontology annotation, cellular component: extracellular region. Gene Ontology annotation, molecular function: chitin binding.